CUCAACGAUUAGAAAGAUCGCACGGAUUAAUAUUCUCAUCAAGAUGAAUUGUUUGGUUCUGUUCAACGGAAGCCCUCUGUUUCUACCAAAAAUGUUGAUGGGACCCUCCUUCUGAACUCGAAUGGAUUUUGCUUCGCUCAUUAUAUAGGCCGUCAGUUAACUAGCAUGAAUGGAAUUGCGAAUUCUAUGGCGCUGUGCUGUCAAGUUUUUAUUUUGCUCUUUCAGUGGCUCAGUCAAUCCGAACGGUAGUACAAAUCGGUUUGCCAAUUUGAAUUGUAUACUUAUUAGUUCCAAGGGGAAAAGGGAAGGGGCCUUACCCGAGUGGGCAACGUACACGGGCUUGUUUUGCUUCGCUAUAUACAAUCUGCUUACAUGUUCUUUCUUCCUAAAAGAAUAUAACGUGAAGCUUUCACAAUGGCGGGACCUUAUGCAAGUUCGGGCUGGUCGGACCUCCCCAUCGACCUCCUCAUCCGGAUACUGCAUCUCCUCGAGCUCCCCGAGGCCCUCGCCUUCGGCGCUGUCUGCUCGUCAUGGCGUUCUGCAUCUGUGGCCGCCGGCUGUGUCCCAUAUCGCCAGACGCCCUGGCUCGUGUCCUUGGCGGACGAGCCUCUUCCGGUAGGGGAUCAACAGCUGCGUGUGCGUCGUGGGCUAUGGGAUCCUGCUGCUACCACUGAGCACCGGAGCCUACUGGAUCCUGAUAGAACUUUUCAGGUCAGCUUUCCCGGGGGCCAAGCCGUGGCCUGCUGCGGCGCCUCCCAUGGCUGGUUAAUCAUGGCGAACGAGCUCUCGGAUCUCGUCCUAUAUAACCCCUUCACCGCGGCGUUGAUCCCGCUCCCGCCAAUCACUGGGUUUGCAUCUUGCAUCGAGGGGGUUUAUGAAGACGGAGGGAAAAUCGUGGGCUAUCGUUACAGGUGUUACAUGAUGGAACACGUUCAUGGUGUGCAGUCUCCCGGCGCGUGUUUCUACGACAAGGUUGUGCUGUCCGGUCCUCCGUCCACUUGUCGCGCUGUCGCUCUGGUCAUCCACCUGGACGGCAAGCGCCUCUCUUUCGCAAGGAUAGGAGACAGCUAUUGGCAACAAGUUUCGGUGAUCCAAAGAAGCGGGGACAGCUUUGCCGAUUGUAUCUACCACCGCGGAAGGUUCUAUGCGGUGACAAUGGAAGGAAUAUUGAAGUCAUGGGACUUUGGUGGACCAGACAAACCGAGGAAGAAGACGGUCAUCGCCGAGGAUGACAACGACAUGUUCGACGACCCAGUUAUCACUAGGUAUUUGCUUUCGACACCUUGGGGUCAUCUCCUGCAGGUGCGUGUCUUUCUUGACACGCUCCGUGGAAACAACAUCAGGAUUGAAAUAGACAGGUUGGACCUCAAGAGUCAGACAAGGGUUGCACUGAGCUCAGGGAAGGCUCUGCGGGGACAUGCGGCCUUCGUCGGCCAGAAUAGCCCAGGCAUUUUAUCAACCAAAAAAUUCCCCGAACUAAAACCGGAUUGUAUCUAUUUCACAACUCCACGCCUCAGAAAGCGCCGCCCUUUCGAGAAUCGCCAUAACCAAUGGAGCGGCGUGAAGGUCUAUGACCUGAAAAGACGGACGCUCGAGGCGGCUUUCCCAUCUGGUGGAGGUCAUUACGGAACCAUCUGCCCAUUGGAAGUCUGGUUCACGCCGAGUCUAGUCUGAUCUAGCCAUGCUGUAACUUGGUGGAAAUCUGCCUCGAGUUGAUGGGAGUUCCCUUUCAUAAAGUGAAUCAUCUGUCUCCCGGAUAAUUUCUCAUGUUUCUCUUUUGGCUGUUUUCGUGUGUUAGCAUGGAAGAAGGUUGCCAGAAACAGACCUACACCGUUGCUUAGCUUUUGGUGUUGGUUUGUUAUAUAGUGUAUAUGUGUUUGAUUGUUUCAGAGUAAAGCGUUGCAAGACGUGCAAAAUGUGAGUUCUGUGUAGCUCAGGCUCAGAAGAUCAGUGAGUUGUGUGUCACUUGUGUGAAUUCUGGAGACACAAGAGUUUGUACUAUUUCGUAGGAGUAGUUGUUGCACAGGUCCUUGUUCAAAACACAUGUAUCAGGCGACCUGAAUGAGACCCGGCUCAAUGUC
Triticum aestivum (bread wheat) is the source of this 2081-nucleotide messenger RNA. RefSeq names its product putative F-box protein At4g22660. The record is from RefSeq and is a predicted model, not a curated record. The transcript has 2 exons. Gene Ontology annotation, molecular function: protein binding. The coding region runs from base 415 to 1674 and encodes 419 amino acids. NCBI's taxonomy places the organism in Eukaryota, Viridiplantae, Streptophyta, Magnoliopsida, Poales, Poaceae.